Molecule: messenger RNA, 1581 nt
Organism: Pieris macdunnoughi
Lineage: Eukaryota; Metazoa; Arthropoda; Insecta; Lepidoptera; Pieridae
Source: the annotation of a GenBank genome assembly
AUGAAACUAGCAUGGUGUUUGUUGAUCCUGGGAUCAGUCCAGGGCCAGUUACGAUUGGACCCAUUGGUGGAUACCAAUCAGGGUUUGAUCAAGGGUUUGAAAGCUGAUGACGGAGACUACUCUAUGUUUCUUGGAAUACCGUUUGCACGGGUGGAUGAGGAGAAUCCUUUUGGAGCCGCUCAACCAUAUCCAAAAUUUGAACAAAUCUUCGAAGCAUAUGACGAUUCCCGUAUUUGUCCACAAAUCCAAUCCUCAGAGGUAAGAGGAACUCUAGACUGCCUACGCCUUAACGUUUUUGUACCAAACGAAGCCAGUACACGCAACAAGGUACCAGUACUAGUAUGGAUCCACGGUGGAGGCUUCAUAGACGGCUCAGGCACAAGAACAACCAGCGAUCCCAAAUAUCUAAUCAGACAUGACGUAAUCGUCGUAACUAUUAACUACAGACUUGGACCGUAUGGUUUUAUGUGUCUGGAUGAUCUAGAAGUCCAAGGAAACCAGGGGCUCAAAGACCAAACCUUAGCGCUCAGGUGGAUAAAGGAGAACAUAGAGUACUUCGGUGGUGAUACCAACAAAAUCACUGUUUAUGGUGAGAGUGCUGGCUCCAUAUCAGUGGAGUCCCAUAUAGCUUCAAAGAAUGAAAAUCUCUUCAACCAGGCAAUUUUAUCCAGUGGUUCUAUUUAUGGACGGGGGCUUUUAAGCGAGAUUGAUAAUAGCGCACCUUUAAAGAUUUCCAAACAAUUGGGUUACGAAACUGAUGACGCAAAAGUCGCCUUACAAUUCCUUAAACAGACCGACGUUAAACUAGUUAUAGCAGCAGCACACGAGAUAGGAAUAAGACUGGGUGUAUGCGUUGAAAACGAAUCGGAGGGAGCAUUCUUGACAGAACAUCCAUCAAGCAUAUCAACGCUACCCAAAGCGAGAAACAUGGCCAUACUGAGCGGGUACAAUGCUUAUGAGACCCUUGGUAUGUACUACAAUCAACCAGCGGAGCACUUCAGCAAUAUAGAUCCCUUCAAAGAAUAUUUAGAUCAGUUCGGCCUAGAGGACGACAAAUAUGAUGCUGCGUAUAAAGCAAUACGUCGAUUCUACAUCGGCGACUAUCCUAUAAGCAUAAACACAAAAUGGGGAAUAAUCAAAUUUACUUCUGACGUUACCUUCAACCACCCUACAGUGAAAAGUAUCAAACGUUUUAAUGAUAGUGGUGUAAAGAAUCAAUACUUUUAUGUAUUUGCGUACACAGGUGAACGGAAUAUACUGAAGGUAAAAGGAAAUAUCACAACAUUCGGAGCAGCUCAUGCAGACGAAUUAGGCUACAUAUUUGAUAUGGAUAUUCUUGAUAAAGAUGUCAAUGAAAGAGAUCAAAUUAUUUUGGAUAGGAUGACCAGUUAUUGGACUAAUUUCAUUAAAUAUGGAAAUCCAACACCAAAAGAAACAGAACUCCUACCAAUUGUAUGGCCUACGGUGACAGAAGAUUCGCUAAACUACUUACACAUCAACACAAAUGAGUACACAGACGCGGCACCAAAUAACGAACGACACGUGUUUUGGGAAGUCAUUGAAGAGUUGUAUUUAAAGUAA